CAUCGUGAUCGUGUCAUUGUCUGCGGUCAGAUCGAGUGGUGAUGGGGAAGGGAAGAAAUAGAAGCAAAGUGGGAAAGUGAAAGAGGGAGACGCAAAGUCUGGCAGGGGCGCAAACUCGUUUUGAGGAGAGGGUUAGCUCGGGAGCGGCCAAGAGGGGACGAAGACGAGCUAGGGGCUGGAAGGGCGCUCAGAUGCGGCGCAGGUGGGGGUGAGUCGAGAUUGGCUUUUCGCGAGCGUGAAACUCAGUAGUACGCUACCACCCACGCAUGUAGUACGCACGUUCGCUCCACGUGUGCCCCGAACGAGAACGAUCCUCGAUUUUACGCGACCUGCGAGAAUCGGAUAGUGUCCCUUUAUCACCCUGGUGCCAGGUCGAGCGAUUUCGAGCGGUUUCAAGAGGGUACAUCGACGAAAUCCAGUGAUCUGCAAUUUGAAGAUUCAUAAAUAAUCAAUCGAUCAUUUAAACGGAUCGAGAAGAGCGUAGAUCGGGCAGGAACAAGAGAAGAUACAAGAAGAUAGAAGCUUGAAGUUGCACGAGUUUGUAGAGAAGGAAGAAUAGAGGAAGAAUCUCGAACGUGAUAAUAGGUUCGUAUUAUUUGAAAUUAAGUAUUCGUAUCUGCAUCGAGGAAACGUUGGACGUCGUAAGGUUUGGAAGAAGAACGCCUGGCACCGGGAGGAUCGAAUGAAAACGCGGAAUAGGAUGCGAAGGGUUCGUAUUCGAUGAAGAUCGAGCUUACGCGCAGUAGAAGAGAUGGAACGAGAAGCUGCACGAUUAUUUUGCUGAUCGACGCGUCAGCGUUCCUUUCGCGGCAGAAAUCUAAGAUGAAAAUCCGCUCGGCGGGACGAGACAUUUUUUCAAGUGGCGCGCUGACGACGCUGCCUCUGCGACUCGCAGCUGAGAAUCCUGAUCGUUAGCACCUUUAAGAGACCGUUCCUGAAGAUCGAGAAUCAGCCAUCGUCUUCGACAAACUCCGCUUAAAAUGUCUGGAACGGAGGCACAUGGCGGUGAUACGAGUCCCACGCGUCAGCCAAGACAGAGUAGAAUUCACAGCGUCGGGUUACCGGCACGAACAUCCCUGCUUCCGGAACCCCCGCCCGCCGGAAGUGGCGCUCCACCGCCGAUACCACGCCGCCAUUCCGCAACACCUACGGUUGCUCCGCCACCGAUACCACUGCGGCCGCCAGCGAUCCCAAAACGGAGCAAAAACGAGAAACCGAUCCCGAUACAACUGCCGACGAGACAGGAGGGUCAGACGAAUCGACGGAAAGCCAGCGAUCCAGCUCCACCUUCUACGUCGAUUUUAUCCUCUUCUUGGACUCACGAUACGAACAACGAGAAGUUAAUCGAUCUGGGUCCGUUGCAGGCUCAGGAUCAACCGGACAACCAAGAAUAUACGUUGAAUUUUAGCAACAAGGAAACGCAAAAUAAUAAUGAAGAGAACGAUUUUGUGGCGGACUUCGACAAGGCGAAUUUUGAAGAGGAUUGCAAGCCGAAUGAGAAAUCCAGUUUCGAAGAGUUACAGAAGGCGUCGAAAGAUUUAGAGAAGAGAUUGCACGAGAGAAUCGUGAAGAGCGCCGAGUCGAAGUUCAAGGAUCAGGCUAGAGAAGGAAGACAGAGACAGGGGGCGAAUGUGCAGAAUAACAGGCUUCAGUCGUCGAAGACGGGGAAGGAAGGUUGCAAGGAAACUGCAGACAGAAAGUCUCGGGAGAAAAUUGCUAUGUCCCGGAGGGAGGUCCUGCAGGACGACGAGACGAAGUUUGCAGCCCUGGUGAGGUUGCAUCGCGAAGCAGAGAAGAGAUGCAAGUUCGAAGAGCUUCAAGCCGCUUCCAGAAAGCUUGAGAGACGGCUAUACGAGGAGGACGAUCACCUCAGAGCGAACAAGGAGAGGUCUAUCGGCAGGUACGAGGAGCAGAAAUCCGCGGAAACGGGACCGCGCGGGAAACACGAGCCGGAGAUGGAUAGGGUCAGGAAUAUUUUGCAGCACAAUCUGAGGAAGGAAAGGAACUGCGAAAAAUUGGAAAAGCUACCGAAGGCGACACAGACGAACCUUCCGCCACCCCUGAGCGCGAUCUCACAGAGCUCCGUACCAAAGCCUAUCAGCGUUCGACAGGACAGCAAUGUUUCUUCGGAUAGCUUCAGUCAGACUAGCUCGCCUAGUUAUACCAGCAAGACCAUGGAGGCUCCUCUUCUACCCCAUAAAUACGGAAAAGUACCAGAUAGGGCACUGGUGUCGGAGCCGGACAGUUCGUCCGGACGAACGAUCACCAAAUCGACCAGCACACCAGCGAGCCUGCAAGCAAUCGUCAGAGUUCACGGUGGUAACAACGGCUCCUUGCAUCACAAGAUAAUCAGUGACAUGACUAGCAGACAUUAUGUGACUAACGGCAGCCUGCGCUUCAGAUUCGUGCAGGUAUUUUUCAAUGCUGUCGCGUUGUUGAUCAUCGCCGGAGGUCUGACCAUUUACUUCAAGUCGUAUCCAGAGACGCUUAUACGAGUAGAGAACAAAACGAUCUACACGAACAUGGUCACGUUCACGGAACGAGUUCCAGCGGUGACCGAGGAAAGGAAUCCGGCACCAGGAGUGUGUCUGCCCGUAAUCGUGACCUUCUGCAGGUACCAUAAGAUCCCGUAUAAUUUCACCAUCUUCCCGAAUUACAUGGGCAAUUUCGGGCAACGCGACGCCCAGCACGAGCUAGAGCUUUAUGGUGCCGUGAUCGACGUCAAAUGCUACGAAUUGGCCGCUCUCUUUCUAUGCAGCGUUUUUGUGCCGAAAUGCGGAUCUCGGGGCCACGUGGUGCGACCCUGCCGUAGCCUCUGCUUUCAUACCAAGAGACGGUGUGGGUUUUUCCUGGAAGUGUUCGGCCUGACUUUGCCGGAGUAUCUGGAAUGCGAUCUGUUCCCUGAGAAUUCCAAUCCGGACGAGUGCGUGGGACAUCAAGAAGUGCUGGAGGCAGCUCGAAGAGCUGAAAGACCUGUAUGCACCAGUGGGUUCCAAUGCGAUGGGACCAGAUGCAUUCCGGUUGACUGGCGAUGCGACGGCUACUUGGAUUGUGCGGAUCACAGCGACGAGACUGAAUGCGGCGAGUGUGCAGCCUCCUCUUCCUCUUCAUCCUCCUCCGUUAACAGCACAAAGAUCAUGAAGAAACCCAUCCUGGCGAUGAACACUAUGUCCAAGUCUGCUUUGCAUUGCGGGGAAAGAAGGUGCAUGUCGGCUAACCACAUCUGCAACGGGGAGAUGGAUUGUCCUUGGGGUCAGGAUGAGCGAUAUUGCCUGAGACUGAGUCAAAGAAAUGGUGACGUAGGUGAAGGAAGGCUGGAGGUGUACCACGCAGAAAUGGGCAAGUUCAUGCCAGCCUGUAUCCCUUACUGGGAUUCGAAUUCCGCUAAAACCAUCUGCUCCAUGCUCGGAUACACGGCGCCGCUUUCAUCCAGGUUGAUGGCGCAAGGUAUGAAUCUUACUCAAAGAGAAUCUAAGACACACCGGACGAACCUUCUAAAAGAAUUUCAAGAAUGUAUCACGGAUCAAGAAGCCUAUCCAACUGCUGAGUUAACUUGUUCAGAAUAUGCUUGUGGACGGAGAAACACGGUUUAUGGGCACGUGAAAGCGAAAACGAGAAUCGUAGGUGGUGUAGAAUCAGCUCCUGGCGAUUGGCCGUUUCUAGCAGCUCUUCUUGGAGGUCCUGAACAGAUCUUCUACUGCGCUGGGGUUCUAAUCGCAGAUCAGUGGGUUCUCACUGCGUCUCAUUGCGUGGGAAAUUACACUGAUAUAACUGGGUGGACGAUACAACUGGGGAUUACUAGAAGACAUUCGCACACUUACCUUGGUCAGAAGCUGAAAGUGAAAAGAGUCGUUCCUCAUCCAGAUUACAAUGUAGGUGUCGCUCAGGACAACGACGUGGCUCUUUUUCAGUUGGAAAAACGAGUCCAGUUUCACGAACAUCUAAGACCAGUCUGUCUGCCAACAGCUGAUACCCAUCUAAUACCUGGAACACUGUGCACUGUGAUUGGCUGGGGAAAGAAAAACGAUACCGACUCUUCUGAAUACGAGCUAGCUGUGAACGAAGUUCAAGUUCCAGUCUUAAACAGAGAAGUGUGUAAUCUGUGGAUCACGUACAAGGAAUUGAACGUCACCGAUGGAAUGAUAUGUGCUGGAUAUCCGGAUGGAGGGAAAGACGCGUGCCAGGGCGAUUCCGGAGGUCCUCUGCUGUGCCAAGACGAGCAAGACAAAGAGAAAUGGUUCGUAGGUGGAAUAGUUAGUUGGGGUAUAAUGUGUGCUCACCCGAAACUACCAGGGGUGUACGCUUAUGUGCCAAAGUACGUGCCCUGGAUUCGCAGUGAGAUGGCCAAGUACUCUGACAUAGGUAUGGGCUAAUUAAAGAAUAAAGAUCGCGAUGACGAUGACUCGCGUUAAUAGGAGUCAUUCACCGAAGAAGUAUUCAGGUAUUUAGUUAAGACAAUAAUUUGAAUGACAAUAAGUCUGGUCAAGAAACUAAAGAACUUUGUUAGGUGUCAUGAAAAAGUAUUUUGAAGGUAUUAGUAAUUAUACACUUAGGUAGACGCGAUUAUUCCAGCCGUUUGUGUUGAUAUGUUAGCUUAUAAAGAUUCCAGUUUAUUACCAGGACAAAAUGUAAACAUAUUGAUACAAAUUCCCUUUUGAAUAGCACAUUUUGAAACAUUGUACAUUGAUGAAUCUUUCGAGAAUAUCUUUCUCUAUAAAGACGAUGCAAUCUUAAUUACGACAGACGCCUCGAGUUCAAAGUCUUCGUAUUCCGUUUAGCUAUGAAACUUUCUCCUUUCAACAAGUAUUUUUACCGUGAACUCCUAGUUCUAAUAAUCCAUGUACGAUUAUUUAAACAAAGUUCAGAGUCAAAGUAGGAAGUUGGUUGACGUAGAUUAAGCAACGGUUUCGUAUCUUUCCGAUUUCCUACGACAAUAGCUUUAAGCAAUCAAUUUAGACUUUUGCAUUCUAUUUCCAUUUCUAUGCAGAGGGUACUUUGAAACUUCAGAAUAGACAAACGUCGACAAAUUUCGAUUCUACGUUGAACAAUUUCUAAAAGCUUCUUUUACACUUUAACGAUAAGAAAUUUAGGUAAGAAUGCAAAAGCAAAGGUGAAAUAAGCGGAAACAUAUUAAGGAGAAAGAAAGCUUCAGACAACGAGCUCUCGUCGCCAUUUUCUAGAAAGUCAACGCCCGCUUCUACUUUGAAAAAAGAAAAAUCAAAAUCAAAGUAAGUUAAGCAAAACUGUGCGCAAAUUUCCCGUCGAAGUUAGAGGCGGUCAAAAUUCUGCAUCAGAUGCGACAAAAUAAUUACAGGAAAAAAAAGAGAUAAGAAAGAAAAUUUUCUAUCACCGUCGGUUUUUCGAGGAACCGCGUACGUGCCACCAAGUGGUCGAUAAUUCAAUGGGUGUGCGUUUUACUAAAGAACGUCUCUGUUCAAUGGCAAAUUUCGAAACUAUGGCAAUUAAAAAUGAUCAUAAAAUGAAUAAACGGAUCGUGAUUUCUAUACAAAAGAUGCAAGAUGAAUUAAGACACGGUCGCUUCUGCUUUUAAAAAACUGCUAGGGAUACUUUUGUACGAGUUUUACAAACGCACACCCAACGUAGGUAAAAUAC
This is a messenger RNA of Bombus huntii, 5613 nucleotides long. RefSeq lists its product as uncharacterized. Bases 981 to 4373 code for a protein of 1130 amino acids. Gene Ontology annotation, biological process: proteolysis. The record is from RefSeq and is a predicted model, not a curated record. NCBI's taxonomy places the organism in Eukaryota, Metazoa, Arthropoda, Insecta, Hymenoptera, Apidae. The transcript is spliced from 19 exons. Gene Ontology annotation, cellular component: membrane. Gene Ontology annotation, molecular function: protein binding; serine-type endopeptidase activity.